Messenger RNA from Oppiella nova, 760 nucleotides. Lineage: Eukaryota; Metazoa; Arthropoda; Arachnida; Sarcoptiformes; Oppiidae. The record is from the annotation of a GenBank genome assembly.
CUAUGUGUUUGUCGUGACGUCACGCCUGAGAGUAAGAGUCAGUCAUUGCAGCGACUGAUGGACUGAUUGUGUGAUUGCAUUGAAUGCACGACUACUUCAUCACUAGUGAUAUCAACACCAAUACAAGCGAUCGCAACACCAGUUACCACACAAUUAUCAUCACCGCCGCCGCUGAUACCCAAUCGUGUGAUCAUCAUAACCACCGAUCCCUGUGGCCAAUCGCCCACACAAUUACUCCGUCACCACCAGUGGUAUACCACACGAGAGCACCACUUCCUCGAGUGUCUCCUCCGCCCCGAAGUAGAGCUGAUCCGCGAUGUCGACGCCCGCCCGCAGACGACUGAUGCGCGACUUCAAGCGCCUCCAGGAGGACCCGCCCGCCGGAGUGAGCGGCGCGCCCACAGACAACAACAUCAUGAUCUGGAACGCCGUCAUCUUCGGCCCCCGGGACACGCCCUUCGAGGACGGGACCUUCAAACUGACCCUCGAGUUCACCGAAGAAUACCCGAACAAACCGCCGACCGUGCGGUUCGUGUCGAAGAUGUUUCACCCGAAUGUCUACGCGGACGGCUCCAUAUGUCUGGACAUACUCCAGAACCGCUGGUCGCCCACGUAUGACGUGUCGGCGAUCCUGACGUCCAUACAGUCCCUACUGGACGAGCCGAACCCGAACAGCCCGGCCAACAGCCUGGCCGCCCAGUUGUAUCAGGAGAACCGCCGCGAGUAUGAGAAGCGCGUGGCGGCGAUCGUCGAGCAGAGU